Messenger RNA from Rhododendron vialii, 3128 nucleotides. RefSeq lists its product as uncharacterized. The transcript has 6 exons. Bases 236 to 2722 code for a protein of 828 amino acids. The record is from RefSeq and is a predicted model, not a curated record. Gene Ontology annotation, cellular component: CCR4-NOT complex. Gene Ontology annotation, biological process: mRNA catabolic process; negative regulation of translation. Gene Ontology annotation, molecular function: protein binding. NCBI's taxonomy places the organism in Eukaryota, Viridiplantae, Streptophyta, Magnoliopsida, Ericales, Ericaceae.
UACAUCCCAGCACUCUCCCACCCAUUUCCCAAACCCCUCUCUCUCUCCUUCCCUCCCUCUCUCUCUCUAAAAUCUCCACAUCUCAAUCGAGACACCCACUCCCCCAUCCUAAACCCCCUCCUCCUUCUCUCUCCACAACAAAUCGCUACAGACGCACUCUCCCACUCUCGAUCUCCACCUGAACUGAAACCUAGGGUUUCCAAGUAUCCGCGCGACGAAAUUACUCGAUCUGUGCAUGGAUUCGAAGGAUUCGUCGCCGUUCUCGUCUUCUUCUUCUUCGAUCGAGGACGACGGCGCCCUGUCCGCCCUCGCCGCGGGGCUCGCGAGGGACGCCAGCAUCGCGUUUCACUCGGGGAGGUUCUCGGAGUGCGUCGAUUUGUUGAAUCAGCUGUUGCAGAAGAAAGAUAACGAUCCCAAGGUUCAUCAUAAUAUUGCUAUUUCAAGAUACUUUCAGGAUGGUUGCGCAGAUCCCAAGAAAUUAUUUGAAGUACUUGGUACUUUGAAGAAACAAAGUGAUGAGCUUGCACAUGCAUCUGGAGAACAUACAGAGGCUGGUAGCAAUGUGGGCAACAAAGCUGUUUUAUUAUCUAAAGGAACUAAUAAUGUCGCACAUCAACUUUCUAGUGCAAAUAGUUCAGAUGUUGUCUACGCCAACGAAUUCGACACUUCUGUGACAAUGUUAAAUAUAGCAGUCAUCUGGUUCCAUCUUCAUGAAUAUGCGAAGGCGUAUUCGAUUUUGAAUUCUUUAUACCAAAAGAUUGAACCAAUAGAUGAGGCAACAGCUCUUCAUAUAUGCCUUUUGUUCCUGGACGUUGCGUUAGCUUCCCAUGAUCCGUGGAAAUUUGUUGAUGUAAUUACUUAUGUGGAAAAAGCCUAUUGUGGCAAUAAUUUGACGAGUCAAAGUGACAACGGAAGCUCCACGCAACAACAAUCUACAAACUUAGCAAUGAAAUCUUCUUCGCUUCCAAGUAAUUCAGCUGCCACAGAUGUCUCUAAUACCGAUUCGGUUUCCACAGUGAAUGCCUCAGAUAAUUCGCUAUCCAGAACUCUAUCGGAGGAGAAUCUUGAAACGCUAAUUUCAACUAUUGACAUGAGCGGACAGAACUUACCACGACCAUCCGGACUCCAAUCCUCAAAUGAUAUUUCGAGGACCCCAUCUGAUCAUUCCAUUUCAACCAGCGAUUUGAGACUCAAGUUACAUCUUUACAAAGUUAGGUUUCUGCUUCUCACCAGAAACCUCAAGGCAGCUAAGCGUGAAGUUAAGACGGCAAUGGCUAUGAAUGUAUCCCGUGGGAAAGAUUCCUCCAUGGCUCUCCUAUUGAAAUCUCAACUGGAGUACGCUCGUGGGAACUACCCUAAAGCCAUCAAACUCUUGAUGGCUUCAAGCAAUCGAACUGAUCUUGGGUUUUCAACCAUAUACAACAAUAAUCUAGGGUGCAUCUAUUACCGACUUGGAAAGUACCACACGGCAAGUGUAUUUUUUUCAAAGGCCCUGAGUAAUUCUUCGUCUCUCCGUAAGGAAAAGCCUUUAAAGCUGUCAACUUUCUCACAGGACAAUUCUCUCCGAAUUAUAUAUAACUGUGGGGUCCAGUACUUGGCUUGCAGGAAGCCGAUACUCGCAGCUCGCUGUUUCCACAAGGCUAGUUUGGUUUUUUGCAGAAGGCCUCUUUUAUGGCUCCGGAUUGCUGAAUGCUGUCUAAUGGCACUAGAGAAGGGACUUUUGCAGUCCUGUGGGGCCCAAUCAGAGGUUAGGGUUCAUGUUAUUGGUACAGGAAAAUGGAGACAGCUAGCUCUGGAAGAUGGGAUUUCAGGCAAAGGGCAUGUGGAUUUUGUUGGAAAAAAUGAUGGGUUUCUGGGUGAUGAUAAAAACCCUAAUCUCUCAAUGCCCUUUGCGCGACAGUGUCUGUUAAAUGCCCUGCAUUUGUUAAACUGUUUGGAAACAGAACGUUUGAAGUCUGGUUUGCUUCAUAGUUCAACCUUGGACGAAAUUGGUGACAUGGUCUUAGGUCAAACUAUUGCGAAUGGGGAUGCUAAGGAACAAAAGGGUGGAAAUAGCAACAACCCUAAUGCUGCCUUUCAAAGCUCCUUGUCAGAUUACGAAGAGGUUUGUAGGAGAGAGACUCAGCUGAUCAAGCAAGCCAUUCUCGCUGACCUGGCUUAUGUAGAGUUACAAUUAGGCAAUCCUCUUAAGGCACUCUCGACGGCAAGGUCUCUCUUAGAACUUCAUGGAUGUUCCAGAGUAUAUGUAUUCCUUGGACACAUAUAUGCGGCUGAGUCUCUCUGCCUUCUAAACCGACCAAAGGAAGCUGCCGAACACUUGUUAGUCUAUUUGUCCAGUGGGAGCCACGUCGACCCCCCGUAUAGUGAAGAGGACACUGAAAAAUUUCGAGAGGAGAAAGUUGCAGAUUUUGAAGAGUCAAAUAGUGGGCCAUUGACAACCUCAAACCCGCCCCAAACUGAAUUGCAAGAUUUUCUGUUCCUCAAACCUGAAGAGGCACGUGGGACACUGAACGCAAACCUUGGUGCUUUUUUUGCGGUGCAGGGUGAUCUUGAGCAGGCUCACCGGUUUUUGAUUCAAGCUUUGUCCUUGAUACCAAAUAGUCCGGAAGCAUUUCUUACAGCGAUUUACGUGGAUCUGAUGGUUGGUAAGACACAAGAAGCUCUGUCCAAGUUGAAAGAUUGUAGUCGAAUUAGAUUCGUCUCCGGCAGCUUAGCACUAUAAGGCUUUUGUUGAUUGUUGUGUCAGUGGCUUUUAGUUGGCCACGUCGCCAUUUUAGGAGGUAGGUUAUAAAUUCCUUUCUAUCUGGAUUUGUAACAUAAGUAUAGUUCCAACCUAGGGAAUAAGAUUUUCAAUUUUUUUUUUCUUUUUUUACAUUUUUAUCAUUCAGAAGAAAUUUCUCAUUUGUAAGGUUUCGGUGAUUGGUGGGAUGUGGGUGGAAUGUUGUGGUUGUCACAAGAUGCCCACCUAUAAGAUGUGAGAUGUAGUUUUGAUUCAGAAUAUUCUUGUUUCAGUAGCUAAUUCUGUUUGGCAAUGAGGAUUGUAGAGGCUACCCCCUGUUUUUCUCGGGAAAAUGAAGUCCCAAGGAAAUUCACUCCUUGAUGUCAAUGAAAAGGUCAUUUCAUUCCAA